Molecule: messenger RNA, 2256 nt
Organism: Gossypium raimondii (Peruvian cotton)
Lineage: Eukaryota; Viridiplantae; Streptophyta; Magnoliopsida; Malvales; Malvaceae
Product: subtilisin-like protease SBT5.6
Exons: 9
Coding region: 1-2256 (751 amino acids)
Biological process (GO): proteolysis
Molecular function (GO): serine-type endopeptidase activity
Source: RefSeq, a predicted model, not a curated record
AUGUUGGUGCCGGUAUACAUUGUAUAUUUUGGUGAACAUGAUGGGAAGAAAACAUUGCAUGAGAUCGAAAAUACCCACCAUUCUUAUUUGAAUUCUGUGAAAGAAUCCCAUGAAGAUGCUAAAUCUUCACUUCUUUAUAGUUACAAAAACAGCAUUAAUGGCUUUGCUGCUAAGCUUACCCCAGAUGAAGCCUCUAAGCUCUCUAAAAUGAAGGAGGUUGUGUCGGUGAUUCCUUCACAUGGAAAAUACCGAUCGCAGACGACAAGAUCAUGGGAUUUUGUAGGGUUGAAUGAUCAUUCAUGGAAUAGGGCUCAAAUGGGAGAUGAUUUGUUGUUAAAUGCUCAGUAUGGCAAAAAUCAAAUUAUUGGUGUAGUUGAUAGUGGUGUGUGGCCGGAGUCGGCGAGCUUCUCAGACGUAGGAAUGGAUCCGGUCCCGAAAACAUGGAAAGGAAUCUGCCAAGAAGGGGUUGCUUUUAACAAAUCUCACUGCAAUAGGAAGAUAAUCGGAGCUCGAUACUAUGUUAAGGGUUUUUAUAACGUGUUUGGUGCAGUAAACCCGUCUGAAGAUUACCUCUCACCGCGGGAUGCCGAUGGCCACGGAACACACACGGCCUCCACAGCUACUGGCAGACAAGUUCCGAAUUCGGCUGCGCUCGGUGGGAUUGCAAUUGGUAUUGCCUCUGGAGGUGCUCCUAUGGCCCGUCUUGCCAUAUACAAGGCCUGUUGGGAGAUGCCCGGUAAGCCUAAAUCGGAUGGGAACACAUGCAUGGAUGAAGACGUUCUAGCUGCCAUCGACGACGCUAUAGGUGAUGGUGUUGACAUACUUAGCCUCUCCUUAGGAUUCAAUGAGCAUUCCCCUCUAGACCAAGAUGUCAUUGCCAUCGGAUCGUUGCAUGCCGCGACUAAGAACAUCCUCACUGUAUGUAGUGCUGGAAACGGCGGUCCUUCCCCAGCAUCAUUGGCUAACAUAGCACCCUGGGUGAUAACUGUCGCCGCUAGUGGCAUCGACCGGCAAUUCUCUUCACCCGUUUUGCUCGGAAACGGCAUGAAAAUCCAAGGAUAUAGCAUUUCACCAUACGCAAUGAGUCAGAUGUACCCUUUAGUUUACGCAAGAGACGUAGCUCGCCUUGGUGUACCUCAAUACCUUGCAACGCAAUGCCAACCUGAUACACUUGACUCUUAUAAGGUGAACGGGAAGAUUGUGUUGUGCUUCAUAGGACAGGGACGAAACGUAGAUAAAGGCAUCGAAGUGAGCAAAGCUGGUGGCGUCGGUCUCAUCUUAGCCAAUAACCAAGACAACGGAAAUACAAUAUUUUACGACAGUCAUUUUAUUUCUGCAACCGGUGUGGGUUAUGAUGGUGCGGUUACGAUCCUUCAAUACAUUUACUCUACCGCAUACCCUACCGCAAGGAUCCUUCCGGUCCAAUCAGUGUCGUAUACUCCUGCACCGUUCAUGGCAGGGUACUCCAGUCGUGGUCCGAAUCAUGUUGAUGCACAUAUUCUCAAACCGGAUAUCACCGCUCCUGGACUGCAAAUUUUGGCAGCAUGGAGUGAAGCAUCGUCUCCUACAAAGCUUCCGUACGAUCGCAGAUCGACGAAAUUUAAUUUGUAUUCCGGAACAUCCAUGUCAUGCCCCCAUGUCUCUGGUGUCGCCGCACUUCUUAGAGCCGUACAUCCCAAUUGGAGCAUUUCAGCUAUAAAAUCUGCUCUAAUGACCACAGCUAGCGUAACAGACAACUUAAACAAUCCAAUUCAGGAUUAUACGGGGAAUCCCGCAACUCCAUUUGUUUUCGGUUCGGGUCAUUUCCAGCCUAUUAAAGCAUCCGAUCCGGGUCUCGUCUACGAUAUCUCGUACGAUGACUACCUUCAUUACCUUUGCACCAUUAACCCCGGGCUUUUAAACAAAGUGAACGCCAAAAUCAAUUGCCCAAAUCAGCUAGCUUCACCACUGAACUUGAAUUAUCCAUCGUUUGUGAUACCCAACCUUUACGGUCCGGUCACGGUUACGAGGACGGUCACCAACGUAUUCGACGGCCAAAGCCGAUACGAGUUCUGUUGGAAUUUGCCGCAAGGGGUCAGCAUUCUUGUUUCACCAACUGUUUUGGUUUUCGACCAUGUUGGCCAGUCGUUUUCUUUCACCAUGACAAUAUUUCCUGCAAAUGAUUACUCGGUGAGGAAUCAAUAUGUGUUUGGUUGGUACAUGUGGAGUGAUGGUCGACAUCUCGUAAGGAGUCCUUUUGCUGUUUUUUUACCUUAG